Molecule: messenger RNA, 1625 nt
Organism: Apus apus (common swift)
Lineage: Eukaryota; Metazoa; Chordata; Aves; Apodiformes; Apodidae
Gene: APOD
Product: apolipoprotein D
Exons: 5
Coding region: 124-693 (189 amino acids)
Biological process (GO): tissue regeneration; lipid transport; brain development
Molecular function (GO): cholesterol binding
Source: RefSeq, a predicted model, not a curated record
GCUUAUAAAACGACGAGGCGGGGAGCUCACCACAGAGCUGUUCCUUGCAGCCCUGCUCCUCUGCAGAGCAUCACUCCACCUCAUCAGCCAAGGUCCAUUUCCCACCGGCCCCCCGGUGCAGCCAUGCUGGGCACAGCAGUGCGGCUCUUGAUCCUGCUCAGCCUCCUUGGCUUUGGGAAAGGCCAGAUGUUUCACAUGGGACCAUGCCCAGAUCCUCCAGUCCAAGAAGACUUCGAUAUCCACAAGUAUUUGGGGAUAUGGUACGAGAUAGAAAAGCUGCCCUCAGGUUUUGAGAAAGGAAGCUGCAUCCAGGCAAACUACUCACUGAAGGAGAAUGGGAAGUUCAAGGUGAUCAACAAGGAGCUGCUUUCCAGUGGCAAAGUCAAUGAAGUCGAAGGAGAAAUCAUGCACAUGGAUGUCAAGGAGCCAGCCAAGCUGGGGGUCCGCUUUAACUGGUUCAUGCCUUCUGCUCCUUACUGGGUCAUCUCCACUGACUAUGAAAACUAUUCACUGGUUUACUCCUGCACCAACAUCCUCUGGCUCUUCCACAUGGACUAUGCCUGGAUUUUAUCAAGAGCUCCUGACAUGCACCCAGAAACUGUGGAGCACCUGAAGAGUGUUCUCCAGUCCUACAAGAUUGACACUGAGAAAAUGAUGCCCAUAGAUCAACUUAACUGCCCUCCUGAGAUGUAACUCUUGGCACACAAUGACACAGCACCAGACCAGCAAUGAACUUUGUUGCUUUCUUUAUUAUCCAUUAGAAUUUCUCUUUGUAACAGAGAAAUGUAAGAAUCCCUUUGCUAACAGUAGUUUGCCAGCCCUGAGUUACUCCUUGCUGUCUUUCCCUCUAUUGCUACCCCUUCUUUUUCAUCUCGCUCUGACUUUUGCAGAAUAAUUCCCUGAUUCAGAGCUAAUGUGUGAAGAAAAGAAAUCCUGAAGUGCAGAUGUGAAGCUCUGCUGUUGCUGUGAUUCCUCCAGUAUGAGGAUAGGAAAGGGUAUGAGAUUUGAUGUGCAAGUAUUAGUUCCAAGGGAAAAACGUUUUGUCAUUUGCCCCAGAUUUGCUUCCCAUUUUUGUCUUGAUGCUCCUGGACCUGUUAGGAGUCUAUUGUGUCUGAGGGACAUUGCAGGCACUGCCUUCCCAGCAGCAACACCCAGACACAGGGGCUUGGUCCUGGCUCCCAGGUCCUUGAUCUGAAAUGUUUUCUGGUGCAGGGCUAUAGGUGUAUGUUACUGCCAAGUCAGCAUACCUUCUUGCUAGAAAUCAGAUCUGGCCCUUUGUAUUUAAAGUCUGAGAAGUCUAAAAAUGUCCAGAAAUUCAGCAUUGCUCCAUCUGGAGUGUCUGUAAGUGACUUGCCUCAAGUGAGGCUAGUUCUGCACUCCCAAGAAGUCUGCUCUUAGAGAACCUGUAAGCAGAUGGAGAGAGAUGAGGCUGCUCCCUUGUGCUCUCCUCCCAAGGCUUUUCCCAAACAUGGAGAUGGCAGGCUCUGCCAGAUAUCCUGCUCACUGCUUUUGUACGUCCCGAGUGCCCGCUGGCACCACACCUGCCCCGGCAGGUGUGCACCGGGCACCGCGACAGCUCUGCUUGAAUAGCAUUGAUGCAACUCAUUAAAAAUGAAAUUAAAAUA